AUGUGGCAGAUGAGAAAGAGGAGACAGCGUCCGAAACCUGUCACUUUAAGGGAUCAAUUUUCUGUCGAAGUUGGCGAUGAUGUUCUUGUUAGAAAUAAAGAAUCAAAUAAAUUAUGGGUGGCACACAUCCUGCGUAUGACCAAAAUUAAAGGCAGAAUUUCGGUGGAGGUGAGGUGGUACUAUCGCAUGGAGGAAAUCUUAAGCAAAGCCCCUAGUUUCAUUGGAGACAAGGAGUUCAUCAUCUCUGAUCAUUAUGGUUUUGUGGAUGGUGAAACUAUUAGUGAAAAAUGUAGGGUACACACUUUCUCUGCGUACCAAGGCAUCAGUAGCGAUAAACUGGAAGAGAAUGAUUACUAUUGGCGAUUUGAGUAUUCUCCUGUGUUACAUAAGUUCAAGGAAGUUUCUGUUCCUGUGUAUUGGGAGUGUCAGCUGCCUGAGAACCCAGAUAAAAUGAUGGUGAUGUGUUCCAACUGCGACAAGUGGUACCAUCGUGAAUGUGUGAACUUGCAGGAGUCAGAUCCAGAUAAAUUGAGCGAGAUGGAUUUUUGUUGCCCUACGUGUACAAGUUUGUUGAAUAUAUGA
Messenger RNA from Rosa rugosa (rugosa rose), 582 nucleotides. Its product is annotated as chromatin remodeling protein EBS-like. Gene Ontology annotation, molecular function: chromatin binding. NCBI's taxonomy places the organism in Eukaryota, Viridiplantae, Streptophyta, Magnoliopsida, Rosales, Rosaceae. The transcript is spliced from 3 exons. The record is from RefSeq and is a predicted model, not a curated record. Bases 1 to 582 code for a protein of 193 amino acids.